Doryrhamphus excisus (bluestripe pipefish) is the source of this 1354-nucleotide messenger RNA. The record is from RefSeq and is a predicted model, not a curated record. Lineage: Eukaryota; Metazoa; Chordata; Actinopteri; Syngnathiformes; Syngnathidae.
AUGUUCUCAACAGCACUGCUUGCUGUUUUGCUGGCAGCUCCUGCUGGUUGUCACGGUAACAUCUCAUCCCCUUCUGACCUGGAUAGUCCAGAACCAUAUCAGGGACCAAAUACUGGGCACCUGGGGCAGGAAAUAGUGAACGAGCCGAGGUCCCUCAGAAGCUCUGCAGCAGAGGAGAGGAAGCCUCCCUCGUCUUGGAGCAACUCCUCACCCCCCGUGUCUGUCCCCAGCUGCCUGCAGACCACCACCAUCAAGGGUGCCUUCAAGUACAUCAACACCAUCAUGUCCUGCCUCAUCUUCGCAGUCGGCGUCGUCGGGAAUGCUACGCUGUUAAGGAUCAUCUACCAAAAUAAAAGCAUGAGGAACGGACCCAACGCUCUCAUUGGCAGCCUCGCCUUGGGGGACCUGAUUUACGUCACCAUCGAUAUUCCCAUCAAUGUCUACAAGCUGUUAGCCAUGCGUUGGCCGUUUGCAGACAGCACCGUUGGUCUCUUCCUGUGCAAGAUGUUCCCCUUCCUGCAAAAAGCCUCAGUUGGUAUCACCGUCCUCAACCUGUGUGCGCUCAGUGUGGACAGGUACAGGGCAGUGGCGUCCUGGUCCCGGGUGCGGUGUACGGGUAUUCCUACAGCAACAGCGGUGGCGAUCGUGAGCAUCUGGCUGCUGUCGGCGGUGCUGGCCCUGCCGGAGGCCGUGGGCUUCGACUUGGUCACCUUUGAGUACAAGAACGUUACCAUGACGACCUGCAUGCUGCAGCCCAGAUCGCCUUUCAUGACAUUCUACCGCGACGCCAAGGACUGGUGGCUCUUUGGCUUCUACUUCUGCGUCCCUCUGGUUUGCUCCGCUCUCUUCUACAGCUUGAUGACCUGCGAAAUGCUGCGGCACCAGAAGGGAACUCUGUGCAUUGCACUGAGUGAGCACCUAAAGCAGCGUCGGGAAGUGGCCAAAGCGGUCUUCUGCCUGGUGCUGAUCUUCGCUCUGUGCUGGUUCCCCUUACAUCUGAGUCGCCUGCUGAAGAAGAUGGCCUACAAAUCCCAUGAUGCACAUCGCUGUGGCCUCUUGAACUUCCUGUUAGUGUUGGAUUACUUCAGCAUCAACAUGGCCACCAUCAACUCCUGCAUCAAUCCCAUCAUCCUCUACUUUGUCUCCAGGAAGUUCAAAAACUGCUUCAAGUCCUGUUUGUGUUGCUGGUGCUACUCCGUCUCCGAGCCUCCCUACAAACACGACCCCUGAACCACGCUGGACCACCCGUGGAGAAGAGAAGAGAAAGGACCCAAAAUAAGCAUUUAAAUAGCGACUUGUGUUUUAUUCCAUGUAAGUAUCUUAGCACCCUCUAGUGGCUUGUACAUGUAUUACA